AUGAAGAUGGAACGUCAGCCGAAAACCCUUUCAGACGCUGUGGAGCUCAUCCAGACGGCCGAGCUGAUUUCCAAGGCGGUCAAGACAGUUGUUGCGGAAUGGUCUCAAGAACUGGAAGCCUUCAAGGACAGCAGACGCUCUGGCAGUCCGACGGCAGUACAGAUCCUGCCGAGCCAUGAGCUGUUUAAUGCCCAAAGGAUUCUGUCAGCGGCCGUCGGCAAGAUCACCGAGCUGGUUUCGGAGCCCAGUGUGAGAAUUCUUGAAGCUGCGACCCAGUUUCAAGAAUCGCGUGCGCUGUAUAUCGCAGCUGAGCGUCGUAUUCCUGAUAUUCUUGCUGCGUAUGACGAGCAAGGGGGGCUCUCAGUCCCAAAAAUCAGCGAGCAAGCCGGCAUUGAGCAUCGGAAGUUAUCGCGUGUCCUGAGAUAUCUUUGUUCAAUGGGAAUCUUCCGCCAGACGGGAGACGAUGCUUUUGCGAACAAUAGGAUUUCUGCUUCGUUGAUCGCGAACGAACCUCUUCGUGCAUAUGUCCAACUGGUCGGCAGCGAGGCUUUCACAGCAGCAGAUCGCCUUCCACAGACUCUCUUGGACCCCGUAACAGGUCCAUCCUACGAUGUCGCGAAAACUGCAUGGCAAGAUGCCAUCGGGACCGAUAAGCCGCGGUGGGAAUGGAUCGAGGAAAGAGUGGAACAAGACCAGCUCAGGAAGUCCGGGGGUCACUACCCAGGAAUCCCGAGUCUUGUACUUGAGCCACAGCCUAUAGGCGAAGAUGGAUUAGUAGCAAGACCUGAGUUGGAGAUCAUGGGUCUCGCCAUGAUUGGCGGUGGGCGGGUCUUUGGGGCUGCCCAAGUCUAUGAUUAUCCAUGGACAUCGCUUGGCAAUGCUUUAGUGGUGGAUGUUGGGGGUGGUGUUGGAGGCUUUCCCCUUCAACUCAGCAAGGUCUACCCCGAUCUUCGGUUUGUUGUCCAGGACCGAGCCCCGGUAGUCAAGCAGGGGCUGGAACACAUUUGGCCGAAGGAAAACCCCGCAGCUUUGCAUGCCGGACGAGUGCAGUUUAUGGCGCACAGCUUCUUCAACAAGAAUCCGGUCGAGGCCGCCGACGUAUACUACCUCCGAUACGUGCUUCAUGACUGGUCUGACGAGUAUUGCGUGAAUAUUCUUUCGAGCAUUCGGGAGAGCAUGGCAUCUCAUUCUCGCCUGUUGAUCUGCGAACAGGUAAUGAACACGACCACUGGGGAUCCCGACCUUACCUCCGCCCCAACUCCUCUUCCGGCAAACUACGGAUUUCAUACACGCUUCAGUCACAGCCGGGAUCUCACCAUGAUGGCAAGUAUCAACGGUAUCGAAAGGACCCCUGAAGAAUUCAAGGUCCUGCUCAAAGCUUCUGGGCUGGCUUUGAAACAGAUAUGGGAGUGUCGAAGCCAGGUUUCUCUACUUGAAGCGGUUUUGGCAGAUGUUUGA
This is a messenger RNA of Penicillium macrosclerotiorum, 1458 nucleotides long. RefSeq names its product O-methyltransferase tpcA (gene tpcA). Gene Ontology annotation, molecular function: O-methyltransferase activity. The coding region runs from base 1 to 1458 and encodes 485 amino acids. The record is from RefSeq and is a predicted model, not a curated record. The transcript is spliced from 4 exons. NCBI's taxonomy places the organism in Eukaryota, Fungi, Ascomycota, Eurotiomycetes, Eurotiales, Aspergillaceae.